AUACCCUCCCCUUUUGCACACCAACAGGGUUUUAGACCUAUCCCCCACUCUCUCUCUCUCUCUCUCUCUCUCUCUCUCUCUCAACCAUGGAGUCCAUUGCUAAACUACAGCAGUACCAACCCCUUUACCUAUCGCUUCAUCGCCACCGUUCAUCAUUCCCCAUACCCAUUUCAUCCAUCAAGAUUCCACCAUCUCCAUCAUCAUCACCCUUCAAAUUUUCGUCUAUCAGAGCCUCUUCAUCAUCUUCCGAACCACUUCACCAUCUACACCAAAACCCAAAACCCUCACACUUCCCAACCCUAACCCCUCUCGUCUCGUCGAUUCUCAAGACCACCGUCACCACCUUAACCGCUGCCGCGUUCUUCUUCAUGCGGUUCCACCACAAACCCGCCAUUGCCACGCCGAUUGCAACCCCUACGGUGGAGACCAGCGAAGAAUCGGCCGCGAAUGUCUCGUUCAAUGAGAAAGAGAGACUCAUCGAGGAGCAGUUGAGUCGGAAUCCCGAUGAUACCGAAGCGCUUCGGUCUUUAAUGGAGGUUAGGAUCAGAGCUCAUAAGCUUUCGGAAGCUGUCGAGGUUUUGGACCGGUUGAUUGAACUCGAACCCGGUGACUUCGAAUGGCUAUUGUUGAAAGCCAACAUCCAUAGCUUCAUGGGAGAGCUUGAAUUGGCUAGAAAUGAGUUUGAGGAGAUUUUGUCGAAAGACCCAUUUAGUGUGGAGGCUUACCAUGGCCUUGUGAUGGCGGUUUCGCAAUCUUCUGGGAAAUUGAAAGAUGUUUUGAGGAGGGUUGAGAAGGCAAUGGAACGGUGCGAGAAGGAGAAGAAGAAUUCUGAUCUUAGGGAUUUCAAGCUCUUAGUUGCCCAAAUUAGAGUUAUGGAAGCGAAUUAUGUGGAUGCUUUGAAGCUUUAUGAGGAACUUGUUAAGGAGGAGCCAAGGGAUUUCAGACCCUAUUUGUGUCAAGGAAUUAUAUAUACACUGCUCAGGAAGAAAAAUGAAGCAGAGAAACAAUUCGAGAAGUUCCGGAGGCUUGUACCGAAGAAUCAUCCAUAUAAAGAGUAUUUUGAUGAUAAUAUGUUUGCAACAAAGCUUUUUUCACAAAAAGUUGAAAUGGAGAGAGCUGGUUCAAAGGGUUGAGAGUAAUUGCUUUAGAUUCAUGUAGACUGGCUGAUUUUGCUGUGAGGUUGCCCUUCUUGGUUCAAAGGAUUGAGAGUAAUUGCUUUAGAUUCAUGUAGACUGGCUGAUUCUGCUGUGAGGUUGCCCUUCUUGGUUCCCUACUUCUGUUUAAUUUAUUGCCUUUUUUUUUUUUUUUUUGGGUUGUUAUUUUUACUAUAUUCAUUUAGAUUUUAGAUAUAAGUGAAUAGCUCUUAGUUCUCUUUUAGAUUGUAGGGUGGUGGUGCGCAAAUCAUUCGGUGAAACUUAAUAUGGAGCUGAAUUACUAUUUUGUCUCUGUAAUUUGAAUAGAAGAUAGCAAUGAGGAAAACGUAUUUUGGUGCAGAAAAAAGUUGCCACAUUUGUUAACUUUCGGCAGCAUGAUGCAAGGUUUAUGUGACAAUACAUGCGUUAGUAUGUCUGGUUAAAGAACAUUCAGCUGUCUUUUGUUUAUUGAAUUUGCUAAGUUUGAUGUGUUAUAGGAUUUUAUGCUUGAUGGUCAAA
Messenger RNA from Ziziphus jujuba (common jujube), 1652 nucleotides. Its product is annotated as protein SLOW GREEN 1, chloroplastic. The coding region runs from base 87 to 1133 and encodes 348 amino acids. The transcript has a single exon. The record is from RefSeq and is a predicted model, not a curated record. Gene Ontology annotation, molecular function: protein binding. NCBI's taxonomy places the organism in Eukaryota, Viridiplantae, Streptophyta, Magnoliopsida, Rosales, Rhamnaceae. Gene Ontology annotation, cellular component: chloroplast thylakoid membrane.